GCUGGGCUGCAACCGCGGCGGGGUGGAGCCUGGAGACUCAGCUUGGCUCGGCCUUUGCAGCGUUGCCCGCCCUGCGCGCCUCCCGGCUGGCCUGUGGGGUUUUUUGAAAGUGAAAGUGUCGUCGGGGCGCGCGCAGAGGCGGCGGCAAAGGCUUGCGCGGCUGCGUUAGAGGGGAGGGCAGACAGAGGGGAGCAGAGAGAGAGGAAGGGGCAGGGGCUACCCCUCGGCUCAAGGCGGGCUCUGUUUGUUCCUGUCUCUCCGCGGAGGAGGCGGGGGGAAGCGGCGCUGUUCCCUAGCGCGAGGAGACCGGGGUUCCUGGAAACUGGCGGGGUGAUGCCUUUGGGCCGGGGGGCGGCGGCGGCGCUCUUGCUGCUGCCGCCGCCUCUGUUACCGCUGGAGAAGGAAGACGAGGACAAGGAGGACGACGAGGAGGCGGCGUCUGGGGCCGGGGGUGGCUGCCGCCCGGCGGGCCCAGGCUUACGGGGAACGGAUGCCGCGGAGGAGCGAGCGGCUGGGAGCUGUUGCUGCCGUUUGCAAAAGGACGGCGAGAGCCGCCGAUCGGAGAGGCCGAGCCGGGGAAGCGGAGGAGGAGAAGCCCAGGAGGAGCGGCGGCGGCGGCAGCAGCAGCAGCAGCAGCCCUGAAAUGUAUUCCCCUCUCCCUCCCCUCCAGCGGCCAUGUUAACCACCAGGAAACCUUCUGCCAGUGGAGCCGGUGCGGCUGCGGCUGCUUCUUGCCCAGCUGGCAGCAGGGGAGGCGAAAGCGCUCGCCAGUUGCAGUCUUCCCCGGGGAUCGGAGCCGGAGGGGCCUCCCGGACAGGCGCUGGGACCGGCCCACCAUCCCCCAUCGCUCUGCCGCCGCUAAAGCCCAGCAGCGCCGCCCACACGGUUGGUGGAAAUAAGCACACAAUGAAUGAGCACCUGCAUGUAGCCAGCCAUGGACAGAUUCAGGUCCAGCAGCUGUUUGAAGACAAUACCAGCAAAAGGACGGUUCUAACGACACAACCAAAUGGGCUUACAACAGUAGCAAAAUCAGGAUUGCCAGUGGUACAAGACCGGCAACUGGACAGUGCUCAUAGGCGGCAGGGGAGUUCCAGCUCUUUGAAGUCUGCAGAAGGGACUGGGAAACUGAAAGCCCCUCCUAUGGCACCAGAGCAAGCAAUGAAGCAAUACAUGCAAAAGCUAACAGCCUUUGAGCAUCAUGAGAUUUUCAGCUACUCUGAAAUAUAUUUCUUGGGUCCAAAUGCAAAGAAGAAACAAGGUGUAAUUGGUGGUCCAAACAAUAGUGGAUAUGAUGAUGAUCAGGGGUCAUAUGUGCAAGUACCCCAUGAUCAUAUAUCAUACAGAUAUGAGGUCCUGAAGGUUAUUGGGAAAGGAAGUUUUGGGCAAGUGGUGAAGGCCUAUGAUCACAAGAUGCAUCAGCAUGUGGCCUUGAAGAUGGUGAGAAAUGAGAAGCGUUUUCAUCGCCAAGCUGCAGAAGAAAUUAGAAUUCUGGAGCACCUAAAAAAGCAGGAUAAAGAUAACAACAUGAACGUGAUACACAUGCUGGAAAACUUCACAUUCCGCAACCAUAUCUGUAUGACAUUUGAGCUGUUGAGCAUGAACCUUUAUGAGCUCAUAAAGAAAAACAAAUUUCAGGGCUUCAGCCUGCCAUUGGUUCGCAAGUUUGCCCAUUCGAUUUUGCAGUGCUUGGAUGCUUUGCACAAAAACAAAAUCAUUCACUGUGACCUUAAACCAGAGAAUAUUCUGUUGAAGCAACAGGGUAGGAGUGGUAUCAAAGUGAUUGAUUUUGGCUCUAGUUGUUAUGAGCACCAGCGUGUCUACACUUACAUCCAAUCACGUUUUUACCGUGCUCCAGAAGUAAUCCUUGGUGCUCGUUACGGGAUGCCCAUAGACAUGUGGAGCUUGGGUUGCAUUCUAGCAGAGCUUUUAACAGGUUACCCUCUCUUACCGGGAGAAGAUGAAGGGGAUCAGCUGGCUUGCAUGAUAGAACUAUUGGGCAUGCCUUCCCAAAAACUAUUAGAUUUAUCCAAAAGAGCAAAAAAUUUUGUGAGCUCGAAAGGUUAUCCCCGAUACUGUACAAUUACUACCUUAUCAGAUGGUUCUGUAGUGCUCAAUGGUGGCCGUUCCCGGCGGGGCAAAUUGCGUGGCCCACCUGAGAGCAGAGAGUGGGGGAGCGCAUUAAAGGGGUGUGAUGAUCCCCUCUUCCUUGACUUCUUAAAACAGUGUUUAGAAUGGGAUCCUACUAUGCGCAUGACCCCUAGCCAGGCUUUACGGCAUCCCUGGCUAAGGAGACGUUUGCCUAAGCCUCCAACUGGGGAGAAGACAUCAGCAAAAAGAAUAGCAGAAAGCACUGGUGCUAUCACUUCAAUUUCCAAGUUACCUCCGACUUCAAACUCAGCAUCAAAACUGAGGACUAAUCUGGCACAGAUGACAGAUGCCAAUGGGAAUAUUCAGCAAAGGACGGUGUUGCCAAAACUUGUUAGCUGAGUUUGAAUAAUCUGAUGCUGAUCAAGAUUUUACGUCACUGAGCCUAAUUCAUAUGAAAAAGUAGCUCAGAUUUCUAUUUUUAUUUUCUCAGUAACAUUUGUAUUUUUUCAGCACUCACUUAAAUGUGUAAGAAAAGUUGGUUUUGAUUUUUUUUAAAAAAGUAGCAUGGGGACAAUGCUUUAAGUUUUUAUACUUUUUUAAACUAUGAAACGUGUUUCUUCAAAACAGCAGUUAGCCUUACUAAGGAACUAGUGUGGCACAAUAAUAAUUGUCAGUGGCGGGCCACUGGUGGCAAUCUAACCAUCAUACAUUGUAGCUUGAUAGGGGAAGGGCCCCUUUAUCUGUCCCACCCCAUUGUUCUUAUUGGGUUUUCCCUGCAGGGUACUUUUAAUCCUUCCUAUUUCUAGUUUUUGUUGUGGCAGUAGAUUCCAGUCCUGCAGACAUUUUCCUGCUAUUCUUCCUUUUGACUAUACAGAAAACAUUCAGGGGUACAGGUGAGACUCUGUAUGACUUAGCGUAGAAUUUGCAUCCAUAGUAUGGAUAAUUAACAGAUUAGCACCUAAUACCUAUUAUAAAUAUUUAUUAUAUAAUAAUGGAAAAGUUUAUUAAAUCCAUAGAGGGCUUCCAGGAGAUGCCUCAGGCACAUUAGCCCCUAGGCUCCGUGCUGGUCCCAGAUCCCACUCAGCUGUUUCCUACAGUUGCUCUGAAAAUUACAGAUCAAAAGGUAGACCUGCACUGCCCCACUGGCUUUCUAUGCCCUCUGCUUAUGGUUGGGGUCCAACUGUUUCAAUGCCUGGUUCCUACAUCUUAACUUGUACUGACUUUGUUGCCCAACUAACUAAUCCAUUUGGGACCUCAGGUAGCCUUGCCUGCUGCUGCUUCUGUCUCCUCAUCUCCCAGCUUUUAGGUGCAUUGAUGAAGGCAGCCAAGGUGCUCUUAUAAGAGUUUCUCUCCCCCUUCCACUACACUUGGUGCUCUGCAGGUCCGAAGGCCAACUCAAGUUAGAUCACUUAGGGGCUUAAAACAAUUCAGUUUUACAUGUGCUGCUCUUUAUAGGCUGUGAACAACUACUGUGCUACAUGAAAUUAGGCAUAAGUAUUUAAUCUUUAUAGGGUCAGACUCUUGCACUGAGAUACGCACAGCAGAACUCCUGUGCUCAAUUCAGUUUCAUCCCAUAAAUUUCAGAAUGGGACAUGAGAAUGCUGUAGUCCUUGAUUAAAACUGAGAUUCAAAAAUGAUGUGAUAGGCAAACCCUAUUGGCUCUGGUCCAGAAAUAAUAGAAACCUACUGGAUUAUGUUCCUAUUGGUAGACUCUCUUGCUAAAUCUGGGCCAAGGCCCAUUUUACCAGCUUGGUUCCAUUGUUAAUCUGUUGCACCAAAAACAAGAAAAGGUCUUGUGGCAUAAAAGCUUAUUCUACAAUAAAUUUGUUAGACUUGUGCCAUAACACUUUUUAGUGUUUUAAUCCACACUAGAAUUUCAAGGCUUGGCUCAGGACUAGAAUUACCCAGAUGGGUUGGUUGGGGGUGUGCGUGUGUGUGUGUGUGUGUGUGUGUGUGUGUGUGUGUGUGUGUUCGUUCUCCAAUCAAUUUCCAGAGUCCAGUAAGCUAUCUGAUAGUUCUUCCACAAAUCUGAAAAACUGAAGCCCAGAUUCUACCACUGGAAUUUCUUUCUAAAGCCAUCCCUAUGAUUUUUUUUUUUAAAUCCUUCAAAACUGAUCUAGCAUCCACAUUAUGUAUUUAAAAAAGAAAGACAGGAGGAAGGAAAGCAUAUUAUCAAGUAAUAAUGAUCUGCUUUCUAAAGAAAAUGUAAUGCAAAGCAAAACAUUUAAAGUCAUCUUUUUAAGUGUUCCAAGCCAUGACAUCCACAAUUUGCUUUUUGUCCUCUCCUGGUUUCUUCUGUGUAUGCAUGAAAGUAAGGACUCUUUUCAUUGUGUAUUCAGAAUAAUUGCCUGGUUUAAUAUUGUAUCUUUCAGAUGGUUGCAAAAGUCUUAAAAUUGUUAUUUUCCAGGCAGUUUUUGGAUACAGUCCACUUGGAAGUCUCCGAGAUAUACCCUGUUAAAUUAAAUAGGAGCUGUUUGAGAGCACGACUGUGCUCAUUUAUUUCAGUGGAACUUGCCCAGAAUUUCUUGAUGGGUUGUGCCAUUGGUCUCUCUGAUAGAUUGUGACCUCAAUGAUACAUUGUACCUUGAGUAAGGUAAAAGGUAAAGUGUGCUGUUGAGUCAGUGUUGACUCCUGGCAACCACAGAACCCUGUGGUUGUCUUUGGUAGAAUACAGGAGGGGUUUACCAUUGCCUUUCUCCCAUGCAGUAUGAAAUGAUGCCUUUCAGCAUCUUCCUAUAUCACUGCUGCCCAAUAUAGGUGUUUCCCAUAGUCUGGGAAACAUACCAGUGGGGAUUCAAACUGGCAACCUCCAGCUUGCUAGUCAAGUCAUUCCCCACUCCGCCAUUAGGUGGCUUAUUGUACCUUCAGUAGGGAUGUUCAAAAUGUUUCAAUGUCAAAACAUUUUAACUCAAAAUGGGCUGUUUUGAGUGUCUUGAAACAAAAUGACCUUUAAUUAAAGGGCCUGUUCUGAGCUUGGAACAAAACAACCCCAUUUCAAUUUGGAAUGUUCCGAGCGCUGUUUUGAAGGUCUGUUUUUCCCUUGCUGAUUGGUUUUAUGGUACUGGCUUCUGAUCGGCUUGCAAUCCUAUGGGCGGGGGGUUGGGAAAAGGUUAAAAUUUUGUUUAAAAUCGCCUGCUUGCCCGUUUCUUUUGUGGGUUGGGUGGAAGGUAGCACCCAUCAUGCCCUACCACUCAACCCACUUUGGUGUCCCUAGAAGUUUCCCAUGGGGAACAGUGGGGUAUUUUGAGCUUCCCUAUUCUCUAUGGCUGAAACACUCGAAACGUUUCGAGUUUUGUUCCCUCAAAACAACUGGGUUGACUGCUGUUUUGAUGAAACAUUUCAUCCGAGCUCAAAACAAAAUGCAAAAUCUGCUUCGUGAAUAUCCCUACAAAACAGCCUUCUGAAGGAAAAACUAUUUUGUUCCUCUUAAAAGUUUUAUUUGAGUUUGCUUGCUUUUUGACAAUGAAACCCUAACAGCAAGCUACUAUCUAAAAGUUAUGGCAGUGCUACAUCAUGUUACAAUUGUUGCAAGACCUUUGUACACAUAUCAGGGAAACCUGGACUGCCCAGAUUUCCCAGACUUGUGCAUAGGAGUAUUUAAGGAUGUGGCCACAUUUGUUAUUUCUACAUUUUAUAUAUGUGCUGUAAUAAGCACCAGUGUAACAAAAGGUUUUCUGCAAUAUGCAUAAUAUGUAGCCCUGCCAUUAAUUAUCCUUCGGCUCUGGAGGUAAUUCUUGGAUAUUUACUGGAAUGUCUCAUAGACAUACCCAUAAAUCAAUUAAAUUGCAUCUAUUCUUCUCUUCUCUUCUCUUCUCUUCUCUUCUCUUCUCUUCUCUUCUCUUCUCUUCUCUUCCUAAUGAGAGGGACAUUGCAUAUUUGUUAAAGAAAGACUUUGGCCCUCUUCAGAUAUUAUGAAUGCAAGCAAUGCUCAUAGUUUCAGCACUGAAAGCAGGAAGGAAGUCCCUCCAUGCUACUGGCACUCAUCCCUCCAGCCGGCCCGUCCUGGUUACAACUCCAUUGGAAGGGGGAAGUGCUGUACCUGUGAUGGCUGGUGCUUCCAUAAGCAGCAACCCAGAUCUCCUGAGGUUGCUGCUCAUGGAAGCACCUGCCACCAUUCUUAUGACGCUUUCCUCUUCAGACAAGCAAAGCCAUAAUCAUGAAUGGCCGGCUAGAGUGGGUGAGUGAUAGCACCAGGGCAGGACUUCCUCCCCACUUUCGGCAGUGAAUCCGUGAGUGCUACUUGCAUUCAUAACAUCUAAGAAGGGCUUUUGUCAAAAGUGCGGAGAGGUUCAAAGCAGAGGGGGCUCCUCAUUUGGGGCAGAGGAGCAUUGCCCCCCUCCAAGCCAGCCCCCCCCAUUUUUGCCAGCCCCCCUCUUCUCUCACCAAACAUACCAUCUCUGUCUUUCCCUCUGUGUAUCUUUCUCUCUUGCUUGAAUGUUGCUUUUGCAUUUUCACUGCUUGGCAGUUGAUGGUACUGGCUUUUGGUCUUUUUUCCAAAUUUCUUUGUAAAGCCAUUUCUUCCAUCUUUGGGUGUUCAGUUGGAUCCGUUGCCCCCAAAUGAAGUAAUUGCCAUUCUUAGUCAAUAUCUAAAUUGCAUGUUUAGUGCCUCAGCACCAAUCAGGAUGUGCUUUUCUUUUCUUAAGGGUGGGCAGGGGCUAGCCCAGCCCCUACCCAAUCAGAUUAGCUUACAGACUCAUAUUCUGACCAAUUGCCAGCAAACAAGGUCGGCCCAAUCAUUUGAUUUCUCAGGGUCCUAGGCAGGCGGAGCAGACUCCCUGGAGAUUUGUGUGCAAAAUUGGAGUACUCAGUCUGCAAGCAAACAGAGUUCAGAAUAGGUAGAAGCCCUGGUUACCUGUCUCCUGCCUCCCCUUCUCCACAGGGAAGCCAGCCCUUUUCUCUUCAAUCAAUACCCUGACCAAGCCCUCAGGAGGCAUUGGAUUUCUCUAGCAUUUGCUGGGGACUCUGUUAUUUCCCUUUCCCUUUUUAAAAUGCCACUAGCAAAUCUUGACAAAAUUCAUAGAUCUAGAGAAGGCAGGUGAAAGUGGGGAAAUGUGGACCGGCGCUCCUCUGGGUAGUUCUUUUACUAACAAGCAAGCAGCCUCCCACCUUCCCUCUUUGGGACUUAAGCAAAGCCUCAUGCUAGCUCCUUUCUCUUUCUCUUACUCUCUCACCUCUCAAGGGUGCAAGAGAGAGGGAGGUUGGCUAUGUCUUCCAAAUAAAACAAGGCAUUUUAACUGAAAUUACUAAUUGGACAACUUCAAACUUAUCUUGUUUGAAAUGCGUGUUUUUAGUGCAGGGGUGUGUGUGUGUGUGUGUGUGUGUGAAGAAUUCCGAGACCAUUGCUUUCUCUUCAUGGGGAACCUAACAGGCACAGCUUGGAAACCAGUCCAGUCCAAAAUAGUCAAGUAGCUCCACCACUCUAUAGUCCUUAUGGCAGUUUUUGUUUGCUGUUGGUUAUUUUGUGCGGGUUUUUUGAGAGUGGUAGUAAUAUUGAAAGGAAAGGUACUCGGCACAAGUUCUUUAGACAGGUUUGUGAUUUAUAUAGCUUAAUUUUCUAAUCUGAGAAAGGAUUCUCUCAAGUAAAUGUUGCAUGGAACUGCAGCCAAUUCUAUAUAAUUUAUUCCAAAUAAAGCCUUAAUUAACUUGUUGGGGCUUACUCCCAAGUAACUGCUGUGUGCAUAGGAUUGCAGCCCAAGGACAUACCCCAGAAAUGUUUAUAUUGAAAGAAAAAAGGCUUGCUAAAAAUAAAAAAAAGUAUGCAUGCUCAUAUGUGUGAGAAGAAAGGAAACUAGUGGGCUUUGUGUGCGACCAAAUAAAUUGUGGUAUUUUCAAGUGGUAUGAAACGUGUGUAAGCAGGUGCUAUCUGCAUAUAGGUGCUCAAGAUUCAAAACUCUCCCCCCAAACACACACAUACACAGAGAAAGUUGAUCGUCUUAGCUUACCUUGGGCUGACAAGGAGAGGGCUGAUAUUGCAAGGAGGGGGAGAAAUGGAAGCAGUGCUGAUAGAAGAAGAGGCAUGGGGACUUCAGAGAGAAAGCUAGAAUUGCUACUUUCUACAUCGGACACCCACCGUGAAUAAAUCUAAGCAGGAUUCCUUUACUCACAGCAAACUAAGUGGUAAAUUUAGCACUAAAUUAGCACUGAAUAACCAACUGCCAAGUGUUAGUGUGAAUGAUGGAGAUUUUGGUUGAGACAAGUAAACAACUUUACAGAUGAAGAAAACUGUGCUGAUUCACUUUUUAAUUUGGGGUUGGACUUGCCUACUAUUAACCCCGCCAAUAGUUACCCCGGCUCCCUCCCCUGCAUCCCAAGAAGUAGCAGCCACUACUGGUACAAAGAGAUUUUUUAUUUAAAAAAUAAAUAAUUGUAGAGCAAAUGAAGAGGUGAGACCAAUUUGAAAAUGAACCCAAGAUGGGAUGCCCUUUACAGUCAAGGUAUGCCUGAGAAGCUUGCAUGCAGAGAAGAUCAAAUGAUUGCAGUUUUGUGUUUUUCUUUACCAUAGUUCAAGAAAACUUGGAAGGAAUGAGUAGAUAUUCACAUAGAUUUUUCUUUGUUUGUAUUCUUAUGAUUGUAAAAUGUAAAGUGGUCAUUUUCAAGGAAGGACACCUUGGGCCUGUUUUCUUGUUAUUUUCUGGAAAGACUGCAGUGGGUCAAUCAGGUUAGGGAACUACCAAAUGAAUGUAGUACAGCCCAUUUCAUUCCUUUUGAAUGGAGAGGAAGAAGGUUCCAAGAGCCAAGGCUCUAUACAAAGUUGGAAAUUCAGGAAAUAACAAGUGAACAGAAUAAGAUACAUUUUGUUCUGCAUCAAAAGGUUAUUUAAAGCAAACAAAUGUCACAAAAAUCUAUGUAGCAUCUCUUUUGAACUGAUGAUGAUGAUAUUUGAAAUGGAAAUUUUAAAAGAGUGUAGAGCUUAAAUUAAAAGGAUUGUGGUGGAUGAUAGAGUAAGGGAGGUUUGGUUCAGGUGCAGAAUGUUUCAAUCAUAAUCUUGUUUAUAUGCACAAAUCUAAUGCUGAUACCUGUAAAAAUGUAUUUAAAAUAACUACUUAAAGCAUGGUCCCCAGAGAGGCCAAGAAAGUUUCCGGUCAAUUUCUUUUUUUAAUUUAAAAAUAUAAUGCAAGCAGCUUAUGUUUUUUGUUACCUUUUAUGUUUUGGAAAUAGGCAUAAAUAAAAACGAUGAAUUCUCAGGAAAUCUAAUAAACCUACUUGCCAAAAAACAACAACAAAACCCAUCUGAAGAGAUCCCUCCUCCCAAGUAAUCUGUGACUAAAAGCAGAUGCUUAUUAAGGUUUAACAACUGUAGUUAUUGGCUGAUAUUUAAUCUCCCUUGUUUGCAAAUACAACUCCUUGCACCUAAAUGACACUAAAUUAUUUAUAGUAUUAUAUGUACACAGUUCUGUAGGGUGUGGCUAUGCAGUGUGUGUGUGUGUGUGUAAUUAACAGCUUUGGGAUCUAAAUAACCAUUAGUUCUUCAUCACAGUUCUGAUGCUACUCUUGAUGGGCUCAACAGUGCUCCCAUAAUGCUCUUGUCUGUGCAGGCUUCCCCUUUUGCUUAAAUGGUGAGAGAGUCCACCAGCAUGAAGGGUACUUAUAGAGGAUUUCAUCUUUCAUUCAAGUGAGCAGAGGCAGCUCUUGCAUACAUAGGAGGAUUAUGUGCACAAGAGCACACCUGCUGGACAAAGCUGUGGAUCCAAUAAGAGCCCAUUCACUGUAUGAAAUAAAUGGAUGUGUCCAUUGCAUUUGAAGAUGUUAAAGCUAAAUUGAAAAGCUGCAUAAUCAUGGAACUUUCAUGAUUAAAAAUGACAAAUAUAUCUUUUUCAUAUAACCAGACGUUUAAAUGCCAAUAGUGCGUUUGUGAUUGAUCAUAUUCAUAGAUGCUACCGGAAACUUUUAGGCCAAAAUACAGUGUGCAGAGCUAUUUUUUUUAAUUCUAAUAUGACAAAACCUCCUGUAUACUUUUUUUAAAAAAAACGCAGCCAUCUUACAGUUCUCAGUGAUUUGGUUGCUUUUUUUAAAUUGUAGCUUCUUUAUAAUUGGAAAGGGGAGGGAAAAGGAAGAAAGGAAAGAAUAUUUUAAAGGAUGUUGCCUCUUGUUUUGACAUGAUUUGGUUUCUAAGGGCUCUAAUUAGUUGGGCUGAUAGAUGUUGGCUUGGAAACAUUGCUUAGCCUCACAUGUCACCAUCGUCUGGGGACAUCUGAGUUUCUUUUCAGAAGUAGUAAUAGCACAGUGUUAUCUUGUCUUUGGUUUCAGUCUCAUUUUGCCCAGUUCUUGUACCACGGGAGCAUUGGUUAUUUUACAUCUUCAGUGUGAUGGUACAACAGGGGGACAACGGAGUGCAAGAUACAUAGAAAAGCAGAGGAUAAAAAUUGUGCCCUUGGUGUGAACAAUGUGCCUUUUGUUAUAAACAAUGCCAUGUUGUGACGCAUGCAAUUUUGUCUCUUUAACCCUCUGAAUGCUGUACUAUGUAAUAAGGUUGAAAUCUAUUUUUAAAUACUAUACCUGUCUUAAAUAUAUCCUCUAUGAGCACAACCCACUGGAAGCCUCUCCUUUGUACAUCCCAAAGAAAUGGGAGAGCACUUUAAGAGCACUUUAGUACUCUUGAGUGACUCUCAGUUAUAUUGGUUGGGAGGGGAGGAUUCUGGUCGAUUUUGCCCUGUGUUUUUAAGGCCUUAAUAUAGAUCAUGAGGCAAUCCUACUAUUUCGUGGGGGAUAAGAUACUAUGUUGUAGGAAUUUUCAUGCUCCUUCAAGGGUUAAAGAUGGCACUUCAAAGUAGUUAGUUGUAACCUUAACAUCCAACUGAUUUUUUUAAAGAACUAUUUUUUGUUAUGACAGCACUAGACAGAAUCAACUGUAUUGUAAAAAGGGAAAAAUUACCUCAGAAACUGUUUAAUUUUAUAGUGAGAAUUAAUCCCAGGGCAUUUGGUAUGAACCAAAGUGCAUUCCUUUUCUACAUACCUGGCUCCAAUAAAAGUGGCCAGGGAUUUUUACAGUUUGGGUGCAAGGCACUUAAUGCCACUAUUAUCUUGGUGGAUUGGGGUCAUGAAGAACUCCUGACUUUUUUUUUUAAAGCGCUUCAGAUAUAAGGCACAGUCCUCUAAUGGCGAUUGCUAAGUAUCUUCCAUUGAUUACAAUGGGCCUUGCAUGAAACCAUGUGAAGGCACCAUUGCAAGGAAUGGAGACUGGAUAGCAACUGUGCUUGGUGGAUUGUGUCUAUGAAAGUAGCAACAAUGGGCUCUACUAGAAUCUUUAGGCAAGUGUCGGAUUUUUUUGAUUCUGUCAGUUUUUCAUACGAAUCUUGUUUCUAUCUGCAGUAGCUAGUAAAUAAAAAUGAUCAUUAUAGAUUCAUUUUUUAAAAGAUCAACUUUUUAUGUUGAUACAGAUGUUAGUAUUGCCCACUUGAAAUGCUACGGUAGCAUUAAAAUAAAGCAUUUGUGAAUUACAUUGUUCCUAGGGACUUGUUCAUCUGUACUACAAAAUACAAAGUAAUAUGAAAAGGCAUUAUAUUUACUCAGCUCAACUGCUACAAUUAUGUCGAAGAUGUACCUUGGGUUUGUUUUUCUUUUUUUAAAAAAAUGAGUGACGAUUUAGACACGCGACUGUAAUAUGCUGCAACUGUGUAUUCUGAAAACAUGUGGAAAAAAUGACUGAAUGUGGAUUGUAUAUAGAUGUAUGUAAAAUUUUAUGUGAGAUGCUGCUGUCACAGCCACUUGGCAUUAAACAUGUCGUAGUGGGUUUUAAUCCUAGUGGCCAGUUUUAUGAUACUUCUGUAUUGUUUAGCUGAUGACAGGUUAAGACUGUUUUAGUGAAUAUUUGUUACAUUUAUUGUUGUGGCCAGAGAUCAUUUCAGAAUAAAAUUUUAUGUCCUACAUAA
Messenger RNA from Hemicordylus capensis (graceful crag lizard), 11957 nucleotides. It is a transcript of the gene DYRK2, whose product is annotated as dual specificity tyrosine phosphorylation regulated kinase 2. The record is from RefSeq and is a predicted model, not a curated record. Gene Ontology annotation, molecular function: protein serine/threonine kinase activity; protein serine/threonine/tyrosine kinase activity; ATP binding. The coding region runs from base 676 to 2487 and encodes 603 amino acids. Gene Ontology annotation, biological process: peptidyl-serine phosphorylation; peptidyl-threonine phosphorylation. Lineage: Eukaryota; Metazoa; Chordata; Lepidosauria; Squamata; Cordylidae. Gene Ontology annotation, cellular component: nucleus. The transcript is spliced from 3 exons.